This is a messenger RNA of Talaromyces marneffei, 777 nucleotides long. RefSeq lists its product as uncharacterized. The record is from RefSeq and is a predicted model, not a curated record. The transcript has a single exon. The coding region runs from base 1 to 777 and encodes 258 amino acids. NCBI's taxonomy places the organism in Eukaryota, Fungi, Ascomycota, Eurotiomycetes, Eurotiales, Trichocomaceae.
AUGACUGGAGGCAUCGCUCACUACGGCGUCUGGGUCGGCCAACCCACCCGCUACACCGCGCAAACCCUAGAACAAGACCCCAAAUCACCUCACAUUUACCUCUUCUUCACCGACUCCUCCAACUCCUCCUCCAACAGCAGGGAGCUCCAAGCCGCCAUUAACGUCCGAUCCACCGACACGGAUAGUAGACUCGUCUACUGGCUGACACGCAACUUCUCCAACGCCAUCACCCAACAACUAGACGGUUUCAGCCAAAGCUUCCAUCUGCUUAGUGAUUAUGCUCAUCACUCAAACCGUACUCGCGGCAGCCACCAGGGCCACAAUAACAAUAAUGGCCACUAUCACGAAAGCCAACCGAACAACGAUGCCCAAGUCAACCUACAAGGGUUGGAUUACAUCCGCACCAAGGGUCUAGUAGAUAUCCAAUCUGGCUCUGUCUUACCGACUGAAGCACCGGGUCCCGACAACGAUAUCAUGGAUGAACUCGAGCCCAUCCUCACCAACGCCAUCAACCAACACGCAACCAUCUACAUCUUCGGCUCUUCCUACGGCUCGGGAAUUCACGACAUCCACAUGAACCAGGGAAGUAAAGCCUCCUUCGCGAAUGGAAUAUACGAAGAUGGAGCGUUGCUGUUCAAGUUUGCGGAUGGGCAUUGGGAGGCCGUGUUUUUGGCGUUUGCGUCUCAGAGGAUCCCAACAGAUGAUAAGGGGGAGUAUCAGAGUAAUAGUCAGUCGCUGGCUAGUAUUUUGGGGCAGGCUGAUAGUAGUGAUCAGUAA